GGAGGAGGAGAGGUUCCCCAGAGGAGGAGGACUAGGGAAGAGAAAGGGUUUCUCCAUGGGCUGUCCCGUUGAGGAGCGUGGUGGUGGGGGUCCAGAUCCCUCCUCUUCCUGUAUAGAGCACCCAGUUCAGAUGGACUACAGACCAGACCUCCUGGACCUCAACCAGAGACCCUCCAACAUCAUCAUGUUACGCAUGCUGCCACCCAACGCUACUGCCAACGAGAUCCGUGCCCAGCUUCAGGACCAGGGGAUUGACCCAACAGAGGUUAUGAUUCGCCUGAUGACAAACAAGUCUUCAGGUCAGAGCCGUGGAUUCGCCUUCGUGGAGUUUAAUCACAUACAGGAGGCCUGCCGCUGGAUGGAGACCAAUCAGAUGGUUCUGUCUGUCCUAGACCAGAGGGUGUCUAUGCACUACAGUGAACCUAAACCACGGGCCAACGAGGACUGGCUCUGUAACAAGUGUGGGGUUCAGAACUUCAAGAGGAGAGAGAAGUGCUUCAAGUGCGGUGUUCCCAAAUCAGAGGCAGAGCUGAAACUGCCCCAGCUGAGGGAGUUACCCCUGGGGGGGCAUCAGAUGGAUGGUGCCCAGGGAUUACUGCCCCUCCCUGCCCUUUACCAGCCUGCUGCUGCCACCUCUACUGCCCUCACCAAGGCCGGGGCAACUAACACACAACAGCCUGAGGUGGCCAACGACACUCUGAUCCUGAGGAACCUGGGUCCCCAUACCUCCCUGGAGUCCAUCCUGUCCACUCUGUCUCCCUUCGCUACUCUGUCUCCUUCUAAUGUUCGACUGAUCAAAGAUAAGCAGACACAACUCAACCGGGGCUUCGCUUUCCUACAGCUGUCUACUAUAGUGGAAGCAUCUCAACUGCUCCAGAUCCUGCAGGCCUUACAGCCAACUCUCUCUAUAAACGGGAAGGCCAUCUCUGUCGAGUUCGCCAAAGGAUCCAAACGGGAUGUGUUUCUGACUGAUGGUAGUAGAGUGAGUGCUGCUACAGCUGCCAGUACAGCCAUCGCUGCUGCCCAGUGGUCUGUUACCCAGAAGGCCCAGUCCCUGUCCUCUACCUCCCGGCAUGGUGUGGAUGUGGGGUUGUACCACCAGGGGGCAGCAGUAACCCUGGGAGUCUGUGAAGAAGAGGAGAACCUGGACUACAAGGCCCAGACAGUGGUAACAGUGGUCUCGUCUGAGGCUGUGGUUUCUGGAGUGGACGGCGUACAACUGUCUUUGGGACAAUCACAAGCUCCGCUCAUCACUACGUCAACCACACAGCAGGUAGAGAUAGUGGGUAAGCCUCAGCCUCCUACUCCCACCCACCCUGCCACCCCCGGAACUGCACACGAGUACCAACAAUACCCGGUCCCAGACGUGUCCACCUACCAGUACGAGGAGAGUUCUGGCUUCUACUACGACCCUCUAACUGGACUCUACUACGACCCCAAUUCACAGUACUACUAUAACAGGGUCACUCAGCAGUAUAUGUACUGGGACGGAGAGAAGCAGACAUAUAUUCCAGCUCCCGCCCAAUCAACUGAGACUGUUGUUGCCCCUGGUGAUAACACCGCCCCUUCUAACCCCCCCUCUGCUGCCCUCGGGGGCAAGGAGAAGAAAGACAAGCCCAAAAACAAGACAGCACAACAGAUAGCGAAGAACAUGGAGCGUUGGGCUAAGAGUCUGAACAGACAGAAGGAGAACGUUCGCUCUCUCUCCUCUUCCUCCUCCGUGACCCCUGUGGCCUCUAUGGCUCUUUCCCCUGGUGACACCUGGGCUCCUGGACUCGGUCGCCUUGACGACCGCAGAGAGUCCGCCAGCGCAGACGCCGGAUAUGCUGUCCUGGAGAAGAAGGGGGCGUUGUCUGAAAGAGCUCAGAUCAUCCUGGACCAGCUCAGACACACAGACCACAGAGAGCGCUCCCCUCCUCAGGUGCAGGGUUUGGUGCCGGCCUACAAUGGAGAGACGGACAGCGAGGGAGAGGAAGGAGGAGAGAAGGAUGAGAGGAUGACAGACUGGGCUAAGCUAGCCUGUCUGCUGUGUAGGAGACAGUUCCCCAACAAGGAGGCUCUCAUACGACACCAGCAGCUCUCAGAGCUACACAAGCAAAACCUGGAACAGAGGUCGUCUCAGCAGGAGGGGGGAGCUGCGGAGAGGAGGGAGAAAGGUCUCCCCACCGAACCACCAGACCCCAAGAAGAGGAAGUACAGCCCCCUUGAUGGUACGGCUGGCAGUAGUCUAGGUGCCAGGAUGCUGCAGGGAGGGGUGAAGAAUGGCCUGCUGCUACGUAACAUGCAAGUGGACUGACCUCUAGCCCCUGACUGUUAACCCGCUCCAGGGUGAAGUUUCCCCUAGGUCUGUACAGAUCUUGGAUCAGCUUCCCCUUCCCGAAUCCUAAUCUAUUUUUAUUAUUUUUAAUAAACACUUUUUACCCCUUUUUCGUGGUAUUCAUUUGGUAGUUUGUUUCGUCGCUGCAACUCCCGUACGGACUCUGGAGAGGCGAAGGUCGAGAGCCACGCGUCCUCCGAAACACGACCCUGCCAAGCCGCACUGCUUCUUGACACAAUGCCCAUUUAACCCGGAAGCCAGCCGCACCAAUGUGUUAGAGGAAACACCGUGCGACCUGGUCAGUGUGCACUGCGCCCGGCCCGCCACAGGAGUCGCUAGAGCACGAUGAGGACAUCCCUGCAGGCCGAAACCUCCCCGAACCCGGACGACACUGGGCCAAUUGUGCACCGCCUCAUGGGCCUGCGACACAGCCUUGGAUCGAACCCAGGUCUGUCGUGACGCCUUAGACCGUUGCACCACUCAGGAGGCACCCGAAUCCUAACCAUUUGUGGGAAAAUCUAUAGACAGACAGAUACUAAAAUCUGAUCGCUGCAGAGGAGGCCGAUAUAUGACAUCAACGCUAUAGGAGAUCAAUAUGGAGCUGACCAACAGCGGCACGCCACGGACGAUAGAAAGGACAUUUUUGAUAACCACUGGCAUAAACGAUUCUCAACAAAUAUGAUAUUAUAAUAAAUUUUACAAUAGAAAUAGGCCUUUAAUCUGUUACAUUCACUGAUAACAUUGACUCUACACUAAGAUAUUUGAUGUGGAAACAAGUCUGUGACUUGGCGAACGGUAGUCCUUAAUAAGAGCAUUUACCCGUGAUGUGGUGGUCCCCAGAACGGAAAAGGUUGGGAACCACUGGUCUAUACAUCACCUUUUUUACAUCACCUGGGCGUAUGGUCACCACUCCAGUUCCCUGCAGCUAACCUGGGCGUAUGGUCACCCGAGAUGGCUUGAGCUGAGAAAUUAGUUAAAGACUGCAUUACAGAGAGAAUCAUGUGUUUUACUAGAGAUAGCUUAGGAGUAGAACAAUCCCCCAUUGUCUCUAAAUCAUCCUUGCAACUGGGAAACUAAGCCAGGGUGAACGACAGGAUGAACCCAGAGUGACUUAUGAUGGUCCUUGGUCUGCAUGGGAGGGGUGGAACCAGCCAUGACUAAGCAUUCUUAGUGUCAGCUAUAUGAAGAACUCUGCAUGUCUGUAAAGGUUAGGCUGCUCGGCCCAACAGUCAAUACUGUGGGGUUGACUAGUCUAAUUAUUGCAAUAACUAAUCAAUAUUAAAUAAAGAUGAUUGUUUGAAGAAAUGA
Messenger RNA from Oncorhynchus kisutch (coho salmon), 3625 nucleotides. RefSeq names its product RNA binding motif protein 10 (gene rbm10). The coding region runs from base 56 to 2296 and encodes 746 amino acids. Gene Ontology annotation, cellular component: nucleus. The record is from RefSeq and is a predicted model, not a curated record. Gene Ontology annotation, biological process: mRNA splicing, via spliceosome. Lineage: Eukaryota; Metazoa; Chordata; Actinopteri; Salmoniformes; Salmonidae. The transcript has 20 exons. Gene Ontology annotation, molecular function: RNA binding.